Messenger RNA from Closterium sp. NIES-65, 1029 nucleotides. The record is from the annotation of a GenBank genome assembly. NCBI's taxonomy places the organism in Eukaryota, Viridiplantae, Streptophyta, Zygnematophyceae, Desmidiales, Closteriaceae.
AUGGAGCUGCAGCAGCUGGUGGUGGUGGUGUUGCUGGAGGUGCUGGAGGUGCCGGAGGUGCUGGAGGUGCCGGAGUUGCUGGACCUGCUGGUCCCGGAGGUGCUCGUACUGGAGGUACUGGAGCUGCUGGAGCUGGUGGUGCUACUGGUGCUGGACGUACUAGAGCUGCUGGAGCUGCUGAUGCUGCUGCUGGAGGUGCUGGAGGCGGCGGAGCUGCUGGAGCUGCUGGUCCCGGAGGUGCUCGUACUAGAGGUACUAGAGCUGUUGGAGCUGGUGGUGCUGCUGGUGCUGGAGGUACUAGAGCUGCUGGAGCUGGUGGUGGUGCUGCUCCUGCUGGAGGUGCUGGAGGUGCUAGUCCCGGAGGUGCUCGUAGUGGAGGUACUGGAGCUGCUGGAGCUGGUGGUGCUAUUGGUGCUGGAGAUACUGGAGCUGCUGGUGCUGCGGGCUCUGGAGCUAAAGCCGCUGGAGCUGGAGGCGCUGGAGCUGGAGGUGCUGGAGCUGGAGGCGCUGGAGCUAGAGACGCUGGAGCUGGAAGUUCUGAAGCUGCUGGAGGCGCUGGAGUUGCUGGUACUCGAACUGGAGGUGCUGGAGCUGGUGUUACUGGUGCUGGUGGUAGUGCACGGCGAUGAAUUUCGUGCUGCCAGUCCUACUGUCAUGCGUCUCCUGGCCAUUGUUGUCACUGACCCUUCGUUUGAGUCCACUGCUGCAUGUGCCCUAGUCGCUGAGCUCGUUGACUUUGCUGCUGCUUGUCGUCUCGACUACGCCGCUAGUAUUGUUGCUGAGUCUGAGUCUGUCUGUCCUCCGUCUGUCGGGGGUGAGUGUGCUCUUGGCACGGACGUCCUUGAGGACAGGCAGGAGGACUUUGAGUGUCUUGCAGCUGCUGUACCCCAUCUCGUGUCCAUGCUGCUUGGACUUGAGGUAGACCCGGAUGCUCCAGACAUCCCGACCACGCGCUCUUACGCAGAGGCGAUUACGGGUCCCUACUCCUCUCAGUGGCAGACAGCCAUGGACGCAGAGAUGGCAUCCUAG